UUAGAUUCAUGAUAAUUUUCAAAAUGGCGGAAAAACGCAAAUUGCCAAGUGCCAGCAGCGGAGCAAAACGAAUAAAAGCUCUAUUUUCGUCCUUUAUUCGAAAGGAAACAAACAAUGAAACAAAAGCUGAAAGCUCUCUUGAAUCAGGUGAUCCUGAGGUUAAAAUUGAUGGUACUGAGGGUCAGGUGACAGGUGACACCAUAGAUGGAGCUGUCUCAGGGAGUAAGCCAGAGACCCCAAGCCGCCGAUCCUUCCGACCGCUCAACAUUGAGGAUUUCUUUGGGAGAGUGGAGACCUUUACAGCAUUUGGUUGGUUUGCCAAGCCCUCUGAUCUAUCCCCUCUACACUGUGCCCGUCAUGGCUGGGAGAACAUUAAUGCAGAUUGCCUGAAAUGUGUCAGCUGCAGGGAGAUUCUAUGUGGUGGGCUUCCAGUCAUGUGGGAAACAGACUCAUAUGCUCAAGCUUACGGAAAGUUGAAGGAUUCCUUGAAGAUAGCUCACAGCAAGAUAUGCCCCUGGCCUGACAGCCCAUCACCAGAGUCAUUUCUCCACAUUCCACUGGGUGAUGUGAAAUCAGCUGUUGAAAGCUUCUACUCCCGAUUAGACACCAUGCACUUGUUAGGCGUCAGUUUGCCCAGCAUUGACUGCAGUAUUAUCAAGGAGGAGGAGCAGUUUGUUAUCGAUGAGGUUGAGCCAGCACUGUUGAAGUUGAUUGCAGAGAGGGAAGAUUCCGCGAUCAUUGUUAGUGAAGAGGAGAAACCCAUCUGGCUCACUGUCUGUCUCCUUGCUGUGUUUGGCUGGCUAAAAAGUCAUACAGAACAGACUGGUUGCCCUGUAUUGGUUUGCCAGUACUGUAGACGUCAUGCUGGUCUAUGGAAUUUCAUUUCCUUGAAAGAGGCUGAGGCCAAACCAGCAAUUAUUAAUGAAGCAAGUAGCACAGACACAGAAAGACAGGAAUCACCAACUGAUAGAAUCAAAGAUAUUGAGAAGUCAGCUUUCAACCCUGCUACAGAACAUCGGUCGUGGUGCCCUUGGAUUCAGCCAUCGGCUUUCCAGCCACUCAGACUGCAGAGAACUUCAAACGAGCUAACUCAAUCUGACGACAAACCUAUAGCUAAGCUGAGCUGGCAACAGCUCCUUAUCAUUCUACUGAAGAGGACUGACCCGCAAACCUAUGGAGCUCUGGCCCCUGUUAUCAACAAGGAAACUACCCCGCCUAGUCAGACUUGGAAGGCAGUAAGAAGAAUCUUGAACAUCUGGCAAAGCAAGGAGACAGCACCUCCUCCUAAUGCAACCACAGAUCCUCCCAAGGACUCCAGCUAGUCCACUAGACAGUAUACUGAAGAACGUCUUUUAAACAUCAUUUUAUGUGCUGUGUAUAUUCCCUUUUCCUCUAAAGUAUUUAAACCAGUAAUUCCUAAUGAGCGUUAAGUUUUAAGAAACAGGAAAAAACCUUGCAAAUAUGUGCCACCUGAGAACAUUAUUUCCUGGUGGGAGUUGCCCCAAUUUGUACUUUCUUCUUUCUUUAUUUAUUAAGCAAAUGUCUCAAAAGUUGGAGUUUCCUUUUCUUUUUAAACAUUUGUACUUUGCAAAUACAAUUUUUUAAAAUAUUUUCAAACUAGAUAGGCCGUUGUGCCUCCUCACUCGGACCACAGACUACAUCUGAAUGAAAGAUCUUACAUUAAAACCUUUGAAGAUCUUAUUCAUGUAUCGCCCAGCUGUGAGCUGCCCUGUGUCAAUGUGCAUAAAGCAUAGAGUCAAAUACAUAUCUGAGGAAUUUUUGUUUUGUUGAUAGUUUUAGCCAUUGAGAACUCUGACACUGUGGUGCACCCUUAUGGUCCUGUUUGCUGUGUUAAACAAGCAAGACGGUGGGGAUGAAGUUAAACCAGAAGCUCGUAAAAUGCACCUCAAGAUGUACUCUUGCACACUCUGUACAGGGUAGUUGAGCAGACCUGCCAACCUUGCUGUACUCCUUCCUGAGGUUAGGCAUUACCACGCAAUAGAUUAAAAGGUGCUUGAGUGAGCAUUCAGUUUAUUAAAUGUUUAAUCUGUUAUGUGGUAAUGCCUGACCUCAGGAAGGAGUACUGCAAGGUUGGCAGGUCUGGUUGAGACCUACUGUUCCCCGACCCAACAAUAAAGAAAAUAAAAAAUCAAGUAAAUUGUGUACAGUGGACUUGAGUGAAAUCAGUGGCAACUGUGUAUUUUUGUAUUCUUAAUUGUUAGUAUUGAUCAAAAUGUCAAACUUAAAUGUGCAUAAAAAGGAACAAUUUUGGUAAAUGUACUCGUUCAGUUGGUUGAGAUCAUGUUAAUUUUUAAUGCAAUUUAUGGGGGGGUGGCAUGUCAUAAAAGCACACGUAGUAUGUCUCAGAUUGCAAAGCUGAAUUUUUGAAUUUAAGGUCAGUAAAAGUUGCCUUGGAGACUGGUGGAAACUGGCAAGCAUGUAACCACAGAAGGUAAUUUCACUAAACUGUAAAGACUUACCUUGGUGACAAUUAGAACACACUGAGGUGAUCUGGCAAUUGGCCAAGUGACAUUUGAGACAAAAUCUUUUUUCUGUUUUGUUUUCUUAGACAAAUUGUGAUUUUUAAAAGAUUAAUUUCCUUAUUUCUCACUGUUUUGUAAUGCAAUUUUUGUUAAAUCAAAAUUAAAAAUUUUCAUAACCAUGUACACACAAUGUUGAAAGUCUUGCAGUAGCUAGUGACAUCUGUACAUGAUUUUGAUUUGUUUGACAAUAAAAUAUCAACCAAUCAUGGUCAUGGUUCGGACGUGACCAUGGUUUAUAUAUUGUAUUCAUGGUUUAUAGCCAUGCUGAAAUGUUGUUUAUUUCUAACUGUUUAUUACAAAGUGAGAUAAUUUUGAAUUCAAAAUUUCAUUUAAUUGUAAACUGCAGAUCUGUUUAUUGUGAAGUGUGACCAAACUUAAUCAUUCAGUGAAGUAAAGGUUAAGUCUUAAAAGGUAUACGUUUGGAAAUACUCGUA
This is a messenger RNA of Acanthaster planci (crown-of-thorns starfish), 2977 nucleotides long. RefSeq names its product zinc finger C3HC-type protein 1-like. Gene Ontology annotation, cellular component: nucleus. The record is from RefSeq and is a predicted model, not a curated record. Gene Ontology annotation, molecular function: zinc ion binding. Lineage: Eukaryota; Metazoa; Echinodermata; Asteroidea; Valvatida; Acanthasteridae.